CUCCUAGUAAUUUACGCAUUAAAAUACCCCUAGGUAUUUCCCCUAGUGAGAGAGCUCCUGGAGAAGUCCGCGCCACCGCUGCUGGAGAAGUAGUCCAUCAGUCAUCAGAGGCUCAACCUAAGGCUAUAGGCAUUGUAGAAAUUAGGACCUUGAAGGAUGGCCAAGCAUCAUCCUGAUUUGAUAAUGUGCCGGAAGCAGCCAGGAAUUGCCAUAGGACGACUGUGUGAGAAAGAUGAUGGGAAGUGUGUGAUAUGUGAUUCCUAUGUACGUCCUUGCACGCUUGUGCGAAUUUGUGACGAGUGCAAUUAUGGAUCUUUCCAAGGUCGAUGUGUUAUAUGUGGAGGGGUUGGCAUCUCAGAUGCCUACUAUUGCAAAGAGUGUACACAGCAGGAGAAAGAUAGAGAUGGGUGUCCAAAAAUUGUUAAUUUAGGGAGUGCCAAAACAGAUUUGUUUUAUGAACGCAAGAAAUAUGGUUUUAAGAAAAGAUGAUGAGCUGUGGGUUACAUCUAUGCUGCUUUUAUUUCUGUCUGUGUUGUGAUCAAUGGAGAGACCUAAUUUAGGCUGUCCUAAAUAAUUUAAGUUUGUAUUUUGUUCCUAAAGAUAUUGCAAAUGGCUGUGUUGCUUGUAAUCUUAUGAACUGAGAUUUUAUGUUU
Molecule: messenger RNA, 653 nt
Organism: Hevea brasiliensis (rubber tree)
Lineage: Eukaryota; Viridiplantae; Streptophyta; Magnoliopsida; Malpighiales; Euphorbiaceae
Product: PHD finger-like domain-containing protein 5A
Exons: 2
Coding region: 157-489 (110 amino acids)
Biological process (GO): mRNA splicing, via spliceosome
Cellular component (GO): precatalytic spliceosome; U2 snRNP; catalytic step 2 spliceosome
Source: RefSeq, a predicted model, not a curated record